Messenger RNA from Raphanus sativus (radish), 1702 nucleotides. RefSeq names its product FBD-associated F-box protein At5g44490-like. The record is from RefSeq and is a predicted model, not a curated record. Lineage: Eukaryota; Viridiplantae; Streptophyta; Magnoliopsida; Brassicales; Brassicaceae. Gene Ontology annotation, molecular function: protein binding. The coding region runs from base 197 to 1609 and encodes 470 amino acids. The transcript is spliced from 3 exons.
UCUAUGAACAGAACACUCUCAUUUUUGGAUUUGAGCAAAGUCUCCGCGUAGACUUCAUCUCUCUCUCUGGCCACAGGAUCUCCCAACCCACCACAACCCCUAAACUCCUCAGGUUGUUUCAACUUCUUGCUCCUUCUAUGACUUAUACCUCUUUUUGAGACUAUAUCAUUUGAUUAAUCAUUUGUGAGCGUGUUCCAUGGAGGAAAGCAAAGAGAAAGAGAAAGGAAUAUGCCAAGAACUGCCUUCAAGAGAUGAUGAUGUGAUAAGCAGCUUACCAGACUCUUUGAUAUCUCACAUGCUCUCCUGUCUUCCGACAAAAGAAGCUGUCAGAACUAGUGUUCUGUCCACUAGGUGGAAAAGUCUCUGGCUCUCGGUUCCCAGCUUGCGUUUAGCCUCUCACGACUUCCCUGAUUACAAUUCCUUUGUAAGUUUCGUCGACAAGUCCAUAGAUCUGUAUAGAGAAGAAAACUCAUGCUUGCACAAGCUCGAGCUCGUUAUACGUAAAGAAAACGACAAUGAUCAGAGCUGUGUCACACGUUGGAUAGAUUUUGUAUCUACCCGUAAAGUUAACCAUCUUGACCUCGAGUGUAUUCUUGUGAAGCGUGAGUUCUUGGAAGCGGUGCCGUUAAGCCUCUAUCUCUGCGAGAGUCUCCUUUACUUGAGACUCCAUCGAGUAUCGCUGUCCGGUUCCGAGUCUGUCUCCUUGCCUCGUCUCAAGACUAUGUGUUUAGAACAAAACGUAUAUGCAGAUGAAGCGUUUCUUGAGUCCUUUAUCUCUUCUUGCCCUGUUCUUGAAGAUCUGAGCAUCGUUAGAAGGGAUGAUGAUAAUGUAAAGGUUCUACGAGUUCAUUCUCAGACACUAACCAGUCUUACUCUAGGAUUCGAACCUGGUGACGGCCACAUGCUGUUUCACUAUUUUGAUAGAGAGAUCUUGGGGCUUUUCAUUGAUUCACCUAGACUCAAGCAUCUGAACUUCAACGAUGAUGUAUCCAAGUGUCACAUUCUAAGCAAUUUUAUCAUGAGUCCAUCGGUUAAGGUUAAUCUUGGCGGCGUUCGUUACAUGUCGUAUUAUUCUGAUGGAGUUGCCUUCUCAAAUCAACACGUCGCUCGCAGUUUCUUCACACGUGUCUCGAGAGUUAAGGAUUUGGUCAUAUCUGAGACUAUUAUGAAGUUAAUCGAUUUCUGCAUGAAAGUUGAACCGUUGCCUCAGUUCCGCGACCUGUCUUGUUUGGAAGCAAAAGUUUGUUUAGUAGACGUGGAACUGCUGCCAAAACUUCUUGAAAGUUUCCCGAAUCUAAACUCUAUCGUCCUGGACUUGACUCGUCCUACGAUCAUUACAGAACAAAUAACAGUCUGGGACGUGCCUCAGUGUUUGUUGUUAUCUCUUGAGUUUGUAGAGAUAAAAUGUUGUUGCAAGGCAGAGGUUGUUGGAAUGAAACUAGCAGAGUACUUUGCAGAAAACUCUGUGUUCCUCAAGAAACUUGUUCUGCGUUGGAGAGGUUAUGUGCUAGACGAAGAUUCCGUCUUAAGGGACCUCCUUGCGUUGUCGUGGCGAUCUACCACGUGUCAAAUCGAAGUUUGUGGACCACUAAACAAGACUUGUAGAUGAUCUUUUGAAUUCUGUUAUGAUUUUACAAACUGUUUUUAUGUAAUAACAAGUGACUAAAAACUUGGAAGAUACAAAAAAAAAAUACUGUUUACU